Rhopilema esculentum is the source of this 609-nucleotide messenger RNA. RefSeq lists its product as uncharacterized. Lineage: Eukaryota; Metazoa; Cnidaria; Scyphozoa; Rhizostomeae; Rhizostomatidae. The record is from RefSeq and is a predicted model, not a curated record.
AUGGCGGCCAUUACGAUAAGUGCUCUCACUGCUUGCUUCUCGGACGAGCCGAAAUCAAUUCAACGAGGUGAAAAUCACUUCAGAUCCGACCAUAUUGAAUCUUUUUAUUAUUCUGAUGGAGUAAUUCGAGGAUCAGUGCACGCUAGUAUGAAGAACAAGUCCUAUAAAGUUACGGUAUUCCUCCGUAAUGAUGAAAUAAUAUCAUCUGAGUGUGAAUGUCCUCUUGGAAGUUACAAGUGUGCUCAUGCCGCUGCAAUUAUAAUCCAUGGGAUCCACAACCUUAGUCGAACAGAUGUCGAGUGCGAAUGGAAGAAGCAGAAGGCUCCGCUAGAUGUAAAAUCUGUAGAAGAACUCUAUCCAUGCCCAAAAGAAUACAACUGUCUUAAACGAGAGCACCGGUCAAAAAAUUUCCUGGAUCCGCCCCUGGAUGAUAGGUCCUGGCUCUACCAAGAACUCAAAAAGUAUGGCAGCUUUACUGGUACUUUGUGGCUUCUCUCUCCCGAACCAGCAAAAGCUCCACUCCCAAUUACCCCCGUUGAAGACAUCAUUGUAUCAUCAGAAUUCAUUAAUCAUAAUGACCAGCGUGAAUAUCUUGUUAAAAGAUUUUAA